AUGCUUUCCUGGAAAUGGGUUUGUGCUCGUGGAUUAUCGCGUCAUUGACUAUUUCGGAUCCCUUAAAAGCGACGAAGGAUAGUGGCCUGUAGGCUUACAAAUCCUUGGGUUGCGUGACAAGAUGGCGGCUGUUGAGGAGGAUACAGCCCAAAAGCAACGUUAUUCGCCUGAGGAGGUGUUGAAGCAACUGAGCGAUAUACCUGAAGACAAGAGAACGUUCUCGGCUACGAAAUUCCUUCAGGCCCUAACUUGCCAGCGCGAGACUAUCGUGGCGAUGAAUGCAUUGGGGCAGAAUCCGGAUAACGUGAGCCUGCAACAACUGAACCAGGUCAUCCUGCUGUUCUUGAAGAACGUAUACAAUUUGGUUUCCGGCCUUCCUGGAGCCCUCAUGUUCGACGCGCUUGAAGACCUCGUAGCCCGCAGGGGCGUCAUGGCGCCAUUCAUCAACGGCAUGGACAAGGCUGACGAGACGGUGGUUCUGGAGCUCGGUCUUCCCUCCAAAGAGGCCCUAUGCGACAGCUACGACGAGCUCAUUCGCAUAGCAGGUGCCGCGGUGGUUUGCUUCUACCACUACACCAACUAUCCAGCCCACCCCGCCUACUUCCCCUCCGACGAUGCCACACUGCUCUUCACCUCACUCGCUCUUCGGAGCUGUCAGGAUGGUGGGGCCGCGGAGGCGCUGGGGAAGCAGCUGGCGGAGGCGGGGGGCGGGGUUAUGAGUCUUGGGGAGAUCCGCUGGCUGAUGCAUUACGUGAGGGCGCAGCUCUCCGGGCUGGGAGGUGCGGUGUUCCUGAGCAUUGGUGAUCGGGAGAGUUACAAGCAGCAGCUAGUGGCGCAACAGGCGGAUUUCCUGGGCCUUAUCAAGGCUGUUCCUGAAAACCCGGCGGGCUACAGCUACUAUGUUCGUACUUGUCUGCAGUUUCAGCAGAUGAGUGCGGCUGGGCUGUUCGCCGCCAAGGGCUCCAUCGUGGCCGCCAAGCACCGAGCGACCUUCUACGUGGCGCAGCUGGCGGCGCAGCGCGCCAUUGCGCUGGCGUUCGGUGGUGGUGGUGGUGGUGCAGCCGCCGGGGCGGGGGGUGCAGGGGAGGUAUCGGCGGCGGCAAAGGCGGCGGUAGCAAAGGCGGCAGCGGCGGCUGCUGCCGCUGACGGUGGCUACGCCGCUGCUGCUGCCGCGCCGGCGGCGGCGGCGGCUGCUGCCCUCGUCCGCGUCCGCGAGCUGCGAGCUCUGAUGGCGGAGGCGCGUGAAGGCCUGGAUACGGAGCUUUCUCAGCUGCCGGAGGUAUACAGCGAGUUGAUUGCGUUGGAUCCUGUGGAUUCCAAGCUUUUGGACGAGCAGCUGGGCCCUAUGGUGCAGGGCGAGGUGCCGGACGAGGGGGAGGUUCUGGCCCUAGUCGACCAGCUCUACCCCACACGGCCGCCAGCUGCACUGCCUCGGGGUGCUGUGGCGAUUGCCAAGCCGUGAAGGGGCUGCUGCUCCUCCCUCUGUGUGUGUUCGUCUGUGUGUGCAUCUGUGAUGUGCUUUCCGAUUCUUCUGGUGAUUUGCGGUAGUCAUAGUGUGUGCUGCUGAUGCUGCGUGCCGUACUGAGUUGCUGACGGCUGUGGUUCUAUUCGUGUUGUGCUGUGCUGUGAUUGUGUCGCUGGGGUUGACGUCAAUGCGGGCAUGGUUACGUGUGGUGUACGAGUUUCUGAAGAGAAUGUUCGAUCAGGAAACACAUCACGUAGGAAUGACGCGUGAGGGAAAGACAGGGGGGGGCCGGGCAGGGGCACGGCGAUGGAUGAUGCCAAAGCUCCAACGCGC
Molecule: messenger RNA, 1798 nt
Organism: Volvox carteri f. nagariensis
Lineage: Eukaryota; Viridiplantae; Chlorophyta; Chlorophyceae; Chlamydomonadales; Volvocaceae
Exons: 7
Coding region: 122-1462 (446 amino acids)
Source: RefSeq, a predicted model, not a curated record